GAGCCGGCGGGAAGCCCCGCCCCCGCAGCGUGGAGCUCCGCCCAGUGCGGCGAAACCCCGCCCCAUCGCACCGAAGCACCGCCUUCGUGGCGGGAAGCCACGCCCCGGUGGCGAUAAGCCCCGCCCCCCGCGGCUCGCGGCCGGGCCGCUGCCGGCGGGGGGCGUGGCCUGCGCUUCCUCCCGGCCCGGGCCGGGGCCGGAGCCGAGCCCCGCCCGCCGGCUGUCCCGCCGCCGCUCCGCCCGCACCAUGUCCGACUCUCCCGGCGUCCCCGGGGACGUCUGCAGCCUCUUGGCAGAUGUUGAAACAUUUGUUUCCCAAACACUAAAAGGAGAAAAUCUGUCUAAGAAAGCAAAAGAAAGAAGGGAAGUUCUUCUUAAGAAGAUAAAGGAUAUUAAGGCAAGCUAUCCUCAAGCGUUCCCGGAGAAAGAGCUGGAAGAUGAGGAAGAGUCUGAGAACUCUCUUUCUUCGCCUCCUGAUAAUGUCUCAAUAGCAUCUGACCGAUAUGAUAAAGAGGAUGAAGGACCUUCUGAUGGGAAUCAGUUUCCUCCCAUUGCGGCUCAGGAUCUUCAGUUUGUUCUGAAGGCUGGAUACCUGGAAAAACGUAGAAAAGACCACAGUUUUCUUGGCUUUGAAUGGCAGAAACGUUGGUGUGCUAUCAGCAAGACAGUCUUCUAUUACUAUGGAAGCGACAAAGACAAACAACAGAAAGGUGAAUUUGCCUUAGAGGGCUACACCAUCAGAAUGAAUAAUAGCCUUCGGAAGGAUGCAAAGAAAGAUUGUUGUUUUGAAAUCUCUGCUCCAGAUAAGCGCAUUUAUCAGUUUACAGCUGCCACUCCCAAAGAAGCAGAGGAAUGGGUACAGCAAGUCAAAUUUGUAAUUCAAGAUACAGGAUCUAAUGCUAUUCCUGAGGAGGAGGAAGAGGAAUAUGAUGAUGUUGGACAAUCGAACAGCGAACCGAUAGAUGAUAGCAUUUAUGAAGAAGUUAAAGAAGAACGUCUGUCUUCAAAAGCUGAAGUGCCUAGCAAUGAGAACCAGGAGGAAGUUACCACUGUUUCAGAUAGCGAAAAUACCGAUUAUGCCAAUUUCUAUCAAGGUUUGUGGGACUGCACAGGAGAUGAAAGUGAUGAGUUGACAUUUAAACGUGGUGACGUUAUCUACAUUAUCAGCAAGGAGUACAAUAGAUUUGGCUGGUGGGUAGGAGAAAUGAAGGGAACCAUUGGCUUGGUGCCUAAAGCCUACAUAAUGGAGAUGUAUGAUAUUUGAGAGGCCUGGAAAACUGUGGAAGGGGAUGGAUAUUUGGACAGGAUUUGAUAUGCAUGUUUGAGGUUUUUUGGCUAAUGAUGAACUUUCAACUUCCCUCUCCCUAAUCAGGAGAAAUCUGCACUUGAAAUGAAGAGUGGUGUGCAGCUGCAGUUUACAGACACAGCCUCUGGAAGACGAUUCUGCCGUACAUGUUUUGCGGUUUCAGUGAAUGUAGUCAGAUCGCUGCCUCGUGUAUAUUAAAUAUUGUAAACUGUAAUUGAUCAUAACUUUACGGAAAUUGUCUUCUCAGGCACUUUUUAUAGAAUUUUAUUGCCACGAAAUUAAUAGAUGAUAAUUAACAUAUGGGGCACAAGCAGCCAUAUAGUGCCUGUUGCUCUUUUUUAACAUGUUAGCGGCACUCUGUAUAGCUGUACUUGUGUUCUCUCAGGGAAUUUUGCUAUCUUUUCCUGUUCUGCAGAUUCAGAAAAAUUACACAAGGCUUUGAGGGUAAACUCUUGCUCAAUUCAUGCAUGCAUCAACCUUUUUAUGCUCGCUGUAUAUCUGGUGCAGUUGUAUCAGGAAGUUGAGGGAAAUUUAUGUAUAAUAUUUCAAGUCUUCAGGGUAUUCUUUUUCCGGAUGUUUUAAAGUUAUGCUUUAGCCAAUGACUUAUUUUUCUCAUAUAUUUAGUUUUGUAUUGUUAAUUACUAUUUUGUUGACACACAAUGAAGAUUUGAUUCUUUUGCUGAUGUUAUAAAUGGGCCUGUGUGGUAAUACUGCCCUGGUACCAUUCUGACUUGGACAUGAUAAUUCUAUGGAAAUUUGUGAAAAUAUAUUAAACCCUACAAUUUUUGCUAAGUCAACACAAGCUAAAUUGCAGGUAAAAAUAUUUUUGUCCAUGGUAGUAUGAAAUAUUUUAUCUGUACCUUACUUUUGCAGAAUCAAAUCUGGAUACCUUGCUGAUAUAUGGAAUUCUGAUGUAGGUUAUGCAACAGAGAUCUUCAUCUUUACCCUGUGAGGAUUAGCAACAGCUACCUGCAUUCUUGUGUCAAAGCCAGAACUUUGUGGAUAAUCAAAAACAUUGAUUGAAACAUAAAAAAGUACACUAAAAUACUACCACUUGUGGAGAAGUGGUUGGGCAAGUCAGAGUUAAUACUUUACAUACUCUUCUUUGGGAGAUGUACCUUACUAUUAGCAUGCAAGAUCAACUUUUUUGGGUCCUCCCAGACAGUUGAUUUGUGAGACCCUUAAUCUGCCAAGGAGGCAGGUCAGGCCAGCCUGUGAGUUGCUGAGCCUGUGCAGGUCCCCGUGUAGUUGCUUGUGCUGUUUAUGCUUCAGGCGGACCCUGCAGACGCUGGGUUAAAAGGAAACGUCAGGCUGAAGUCGGAAUUUUGAUCCUUUCAGUAAACUAAGAUGUUGUGCUCUGUGUUAGCUAAUGUAUGGUACUUGCUGGUACACUGAAUUCUAAUAGGCGUCAAACGGGACCGAGUUUUGUUGUAAUUUUUUAAAGAGAUAGUCAUUGGAAUUGAUUCUGUGUGUUAUCAGCCAAGCAUUAAAAUGAUAGAUUAUAGUCUUCAGAUCUUUUACUACUUUAAUUUGUCAAGCGUACUGGUGGAUUGUGUACAGAAUGUGAAGCGUUAACAGCGGGGCUGGAAACGCUCCCUCUCCCUUGUUAACAUGGCAGCGCCAUAAAUCUGCCCACCGAGACGGCUUUUUAUUAAUUACAGAAUUCCGAAUCCCACCAGCAGCACCACCGAGUAGUUUUUAGGGGACAAGGCCUCGCCCAGCUCCCUGCGGGGCGGUGCGGUGGCAGGUCGCUGUCUGCGGGCGCGGUGCGGGGCGGUGCGGGGCGGUGCGGGGCGGGCGCUGCGCUGCGCGGCCGCGGCGCUGGGUGGCAGCAGAUUUUCGUGGCACGGCGGAGGCGGCUCCCGCUGCCCUCCCUGUCCCCUUCCCCCUCCGCGCCGCCCCGCGCCGCUUCUGCCGCUUUUCCAGGAGAGGGAGUCCUUAGCCAAGCGAUGAGGGGCAGAGCUGCCCUGCCUCGCCUGCCUGGUGACAACCAGAGACAUCAAGUGGCUUUUGUCUGUAAUUCUCUUUUAGGGCUUCCCCCUUCUUAGUACUUAUUGCUAGGGGUGAGGAAAUAAACUGCCUUAAAUUCUGAACGUGAAAGGUGUCCUGAAACUCACUGGUAAUGUCUCAGAAUAAACCAGCAAUGGACCACGGAUGAAUGGUUUACUUUAAAUCUGUAUGAAUACCAUAACCUUUUUUGGAUAAGAAAAUCUCAGUUAGUACAACUUAAACAAAACCGAGGCAGAAGAUGCUAAUUGCUUAAUUUUCUUUGUUCACUUAGACUGUGCUUGCCUUUCUGUAAACGGUGAGAGAGCAGAUUUUUAAAAUGUGAUUGUAACUCUCACAUUGUACAGCGUUUUACUUGAUUAUUUGCUGUGUUCUGGAUUUGUAUGGUACUGCCAUUAGAUCUUAUAAUAAUGUUCUACUCUGCAAAUUUUUAAGGUUCAAAUAAAGUUUAAUUGUUUGCAAACUGU
Messenger RNA from Passer domesticus (house sparrow), 3780 nucleotides. RefSeq names its product src kinase associated phosphoprotein 2 (gene SKAP2). Gene Ontology annotation, molecular function: protein binding. Gene Ontology annotation, cellular component: plasma membrane; cytoplasm. The coding region runs from base 248 to 1264 and encodes 338 amino acids. The record is from RefSeq and is a predicted model, not a curated record. The transcript is spliced from 13 exons. Lineage: Eukaryota; Metazoa; Chordata; Aves; Passeriformes; Passeridae.